This is a messenger RNA of Orbicella faveolata, 1981 nucleotides long. Its product is annotated as alanine--glyoxylate aminotransferase 2, mitochondrial-like. Lineage: Eukaryota; Metazoa; Cnidaria; Anthozoa; Scleractinia; Merulinidae. The record is from RefSeq and is a predicted model, not a curated record. Gene Ontology annotation, cellular component: mitochondrion. Gene Ontology annotation, biological process: glyoxylate catabolic process. Gene Ontology annotation, molecular function: pyridoxal phosphate binding; L-alanine:glyoxylate transaminase activity.
UCUUUUCCACUUGGGACAAGUUUCGUGCACGGACAGCACGGACCAUGUUUUCAAAGCGUGCAGUUUUGAGCCAAUUCCAACCUCGCACUACAUCACUGGGGCUUCAAUAUGUCCGCAGGAGUUUUAAAUCUUCUUCAGGACCCUUGCUGCAAAAGACAGCACGUUUGGAUCCUGGGUUGGAAAUGCCACCAUGUGACUAUAAACCUGAACCAUACCAGGGGAUUUCAUUUGAACAUGCCAAGGAGGUCAGGAAAAACAAUCUAAAUCCUGCUUUGUUUUCAUACUACAAGAAUCCAGUGUUCAUUUGCAAGGGUCACAUGCAGUGGCUGUGGGACAGUGAUGGUAGAAGAUACCUGGAUUUGUUUGCUGGUAUUGUGACUGUCAGUGUGGGGCACUGUCAUCCAUAUGUGACAGAAGCUGCUAAGAAACAACUCAGUAACUUGUGGCACACAACAAACAUCUAUUACCAUCCAACCAUUCAUGAAUAUGCAGAACUAAUGGCUUCAAAACUCCCUGGAAAGCUAAAGGUAUGUUACUUUGUAAACAGUGGCUCAGAAGCUAAUGACAUGGCCAUACUGAUGGCAAGAGCUCACACUGGAAACUUUGAUUUCCUCUCUCUCAGAAAUGCAUAUCAUGGUGCCAGUCCAGGCACACUGGGAAUAUUAGCCCACAACACUUGGAAACUUAAUGUACCAUUAGGAUUUGGGUUUUACCAGACUAUGAAUCCAGAUGUUUAUCAAGGACCGUGGGGUGGCGCGAACUGCCGUGACUCGGUAGCACAGACGGACAGGACUUGUAACUGCGCUGCAGGUCAAUGUAUGGCAUCCAAGAUGUAUGUUGAUCAACUGAAAGAUGUCUUGGUUCACUCCACCAGUAAGAAGGUCGCAGGCUUCAUCGCCGAACCCAUUCAGGGUGUCGGCGGGUCAGUUCACCUUCCCAAGGGAUUUCUAAAGGGCGCAUACGAGCUAAUACGUGAGAGAGGCGGCGUGUGUAUAUCAGAUGAGGUUCAAACAGGAUUCGGUCGUCUUGGAAGCCAUUACUGGGGUUUCGAAACUCAAGAAGUUGUUCCAGACAUCGUGACGAUGGCCAAAGGCAUUGGAAACGGGUUUCCACUGGCAGCUGUGGUAACGACACCAGAAAUUGCCCAGAGCUUUGCGCAAGCCAUUCAUUUCAACACCUACGGUGGAAAUCCUAUUGCUUCAGCGGUUGGAAAAGCUGUAUUAGAGACCAUUGAUGCAGAUGGCACUCAAAAGAACUCUGAGGUGGUCGGCACCUACUUUCUACAAGAGUUACUCAAAGUCAAGAAAGAGUUCCCGGAUAUAGUUGGUGACGUCAGAGGCAAGGGUUUGAUGAUUGGCGUUGAGUUUGUCACAGAUAAAGAGUCGAAGACACCGUUGCCGCCCGAGAAGUUUGUGCCAAUUUGGGAGGACAUCAAAGACAUGGGAGUGCUUAUGGGCAAGGGAGGACUGUAUGGAAAUACUCUUCGAAUCAAGCCACCCAUGUGUAUAACGAAGGAAGACGUUGACUUUGGCGUGGCGGCCUUACGUACGGCCUUGCAAAACUACAUCGACGGCAACUAAACUAAACAACUUAAUCUGCCCAGUGGUUUUAACUUCAAGAGUACAUCCUGGAAACGUUCAAAUGCACUACGGACUACAAAUCAACGGAUCUAAUAUAAUAACUCUAUUAAGUUUAUUCACAGAACAUAAACUUCCUGGAUGCACUGAAUCAAAUAGCAGUGCCCGAAAUGAGUAAAAACGUCGACAAAGAAUAUCGAAAUAACCAUUGCAUGUCAGUGCAGGGCCUGAAAAUGUAUUAGAAACAAAAAAAGUGCGUAAGGUUGUCUUUUAAACAGGAUGAUAGAUGCGAAUGCAGCCGUUACUAUGUUGUUUACUAUAAACAUAAGAUGUUUAUUGACUAACUAUUACUAUGUUGGUUUGUAAGCGGACUCUUCAAUAAAGGAAAACGUAUUUUUGAGGAA